Venturia canescens is the source of this 4273-nucleotide messenger RNA. RefSeq lists its product as uncharacterized. The coding region runs from base 245 to 3640 and encodes 1131 amino acids. Gene Ontology annotation, biological process: mitotic sister chromatid separation; male meiotic nuclear division; protein phosphorylation. The transcript has 8 exons. Lineage: Eukaryota; Metazoa; Arthropoda; Insecta; Hymenoptera; Ichneumonidae. Gene Ontology annotation, cellular component: intercellular bridge; midbody; kinetochore. The record is from RefSeq and is a predicted model, not a curated record. Gene Ontology annotation, molecular function: protein kinase activity; ATP binding.
GGAUCUUUUCAAAGGCAGAAGAUCUCUCCGCACGUUUUGAAAAGUUGAUCGAACGAAUUGGAACGAGAGCCGGAAAAAAAUAGAGAAAUAUUAAAUAAAGAAAGUGAGAGGGAGAAAUAAACGAGCGCGUACGUUGAUGAAGACUAAAAAAAAUAAAAAAAUAGAAGCAAACAGGAGUAUCGAGUGAAGAGAGUAAAGAAAGUAAAUCGGGAGCAUCGAGUGAACGGAUUUACCGGAUGAGAAAAUGUCGGAGAAGAAUAAUCGCAAUGGCGAUUGUAGGUUGGUGAAAAGUGGGGGCGCAGUGCGGUCAUGCCAAGCGUUGAAACGUACAGUAGCUUGUGAGAGCACGAGGAAACGUGCCGGUAUCAUUACCGCCCGGGAAAUAGUGAAGCGAGUUCCUUCGCACCCGCGAUUUCGUAUUUUCAUAAUACCAUCCUUACUCAUAUACGUGUUAAAAAUUUAUAUAAGUGUCAUUGGGCGUUGUGCUACGUGUAUAAUGGGGGUAAUGGGGGUGUUCAAGUGGCUGAGAAAGGAUAUUGUUCAGCGAGAUCGUGAUCGCCGAGGCUUGUCGCCCAAAAUCAGCGGGUUAAAUAACGAAGCUUACAGAAACGCUCUUCAGGCUUUUAUCGAUCGACGACGAAGCACCAACGAAUCGUCGGAAUGCGUUGUUUCCCCCAAUAGUCCGGACAAGGAACGCUUCGAUUUAUUCAUCAAAACCAAAAACGAGAAUGAAAACAAAAACAAAAAGAUAAACGACAAGGAGAGAGCCGGCAUUCCUGGGGUUCCCCAUGUUCAUGCUUCCGACAUUUUCGAGAUAGGAUGGAUCGCUGGUACCGAAGAUCGUUACAUGGAGCUCAUGUUCGCCGAAUGGCAGAGCACCAGGGUAGCCCUCAGACGACACACUCAUCCCGAAUGUCGUGAGGCUGUCAAAGCCGAUCUCGAAGUUCUAACGGAAAUUCGACAUCCGAGCGUUCUAUUAUUGAUGGCAACGACUCACACCGACGAUCACGGUCUCGUGGCGAUAUUCGAGCCAGUCGAUUGCACACUAUAUAAUUUCGUGCACGAGCAGGGCGAACGUGUGUCCGUUCAGGGGAUCGCAAAGUGCGCCGGAAAUCUUGCAGGUGCUCUGAAGCACGCGCAUAUGCGAGGAUACGUACACGGAGCUAUAAGUCCCCACUGUGUUUUCCUCGCUACGUGCGGAACCGUGAAACUUGGCGGGUGGGAGCUCGCGCAUUCUCUCACCGGUCCAAACCGCAGCCAGGAAUUCGAGCAUCGAUUGAGAUACGAAAUAUUCAGAUGGCAAGCACCAGAGAUCUUCCGAGGACACGAACCGAGCAGAGCCACCGACGUCUACGGCUUAGCGCUUCUCAUGUGGGAAAUGUGUACCAUGAAUAUCCCGUGGAAUGGGCUGAGCAAAUCAGAGGUAGAGGCACAAUACGUACAGUGGGAACGGAGGGUCGUUACGGAUCUUUACAAUUUCCCACCAUUACUGAACAAACUUCUGGAGGCUGGACUACAGUUGGACAUUUCCAAGAGAACCUUAGACAUGAGUAGAAUGCGACGCUUUUUGCAGACUCUCGAGAUACAAUACGAGAAUGCGGAUCCGAUUUACGUGAGGACGUCAACAAACAACAACAACAACAACUCUCCCAAGUUACAAUCGAAAGUGAUUGAAGAGUAUCAUUUGACUGAUUCUCCACCGGUUCAAAAAUACACGGUAAUUCCAACACCGAAAUGUCACAAGCAACGAAAAGUAGCUAAAUCGAGGAACGUUCCUCGGUCUCUGAACCUGAAUAUCAGCGAGAAUGACGGAAAAGCGAAUCCGACGGAUUUGUUGUCGUUCAGUCAAAACGAAACGGCUCCGGCUGGGAUAAUUGAACAAGUUUUGAAGCCGACAAUGAGUGUGAAGAGAGUGAACGCUCGAAACGUCAACAAGGCGAGUCCAAAUGAAAAAAUAUCAAUAGCGAGUAAGCAGAGGCACUCGAAAAUUGGUGAAUAUGAAAAAACGAUUAUUCCGGAAGUAGUAGCAGCGGUUGACGUAAUCUCGACCGAGUCGUUGGAUUCCUCCGACGACGAAUCGUCUUUGAGCGAUACACGUGAAAGUACGAAGAGACUGCGACAAACAUUGGCGAAUAAAAGAAAUGAUUUCUUUUACGGUAACGAUUGUUCACAGUGUUUGCAAACCGAGGAUAUCGAUGCUGAUGAUGAUGAGGAUAAUAUAAAAUCACGGAUUUUGACAGAAGUGAGAAGCAAAGAUUACCAGCCGCACAAACCUGCCAGCCACAAAACGAGCCUGCAGCCGAAAGAGGCAAAACCAACCGGCCAAUUCAAUUCCCCACCACCGCGAAAGACGAAUCAAAAGAUCCAAAAAUUACCAUACUCUUACGUUCCGACUGCUGUAAGAGGCGCGGUGUCACAUCCGAAAGUCUUGAAUUCCAAUUCUCAGAGUUUUUUCGAAUCGUCUCUUUGGCGAAAAGAAAAAAUGAUUUGUAUAUCAAAAAUGCGAAAAGAUCCUAUCGACGAUUCAACUUUCUGUCUUCCACGCGACGCUCCGAGCUUCUCCGAAGCUACAAUUCCUAAAGCUGAAUCUCCUCAAAGUGACAAAACUUAUACAAUCGAUGAUAAGGUAAAUUCUAGCAACGAUACUCGAUUGAUUGUCAAGACUGAUUCACUCGAGUCGAACUCUGAAACGAUCGAGAGUAAAAAUUCGUUGCAAGCUUUGAGAGACUCUUUGGACCGAGCUACAGAAAUAGUAUUGUCGAGUACUACUACUGCUCAGGAAGACUCCACGAGCGAGGCUUCGUCACCGUCCAAAAGUCCGGAGGUUUUUGACCCAAACACCAGCAGCCAACACGAAUUUGUGUUCGAAAAUCUUUACGAAUUGAAGCACGAAGGCUCGGAUGGCGAGAUCAAAAGUAUCGAACGCAGCAACGAUGGAGAAAGACUAUUUUUCACAACGGAAAAACAGUCUGAAGAAGAAACAGCUAAUGAGGAAGCGAAAACUCAUUUUAAUGAGAAAAAUUCAGCUGUCACGAACGGAGUUAAUGCAGAAAACACAGAGCUCAAGAUUCGAAUGAGAAUCUCGCCUCGGGACGAUGUAAAAAAAAGCUCAUUCGAUCCUGCCAGAUUGUCAGGCGUUAUUUGCGAAUCAAUUGCAGAAAGUCUCCAUGAAAAUGAUCAUUCUAGCUCGGAUUCAAAAGCAGACGAUAGAACGGUCAUCCUGUCAAGAUCUCCUUUAAAUCCUGAAAUGGUAACUUGCCCAAAACCCGCCAAAAUCGAAUUGCCGGACGAUCCAAUCGUGACCAAUAUGAUUGAUGAUUCCGAGACUAGUUUCACUCUUAUGAUAUUUGGUGGCAAAGAUCGCGAAUGUCACUCCUGCAAUACUCAAAAUAACUUGCCUAGAAGAAGAUCGCUACCUGCUGCGCUCGGCCAAUUAAGAAAUUUGAGUAACAUGUCACUCGGAAAAUUACCGAUUAGAAAAGCUGGCGUAACGGAUAAUACGGUGGAGGACAUUUACAUAGACGACGAAUUUGGAGACAGUUUGAACGUAAACAUGGUGCUGUUGGAUGGCGAAGUAACAACGGAUGACGAAGAUUUUCUUCCUCAUUUAGAACUUUCGGACACGCCAGAUUAUCUCUAGACCAUCUUUGUCCGGCGAUCAAUCAAAAACAAUCAUUAUUUAUUUCCAUUUUUUAUUAUCAUUGACUGCGAAAAAAAAGUCGAAAGCUUAGUUAAAAGUGUCGUGUAACUCCGAUACACGGAAACAAUGUAGUAGCUUCGAAAAAUGAGAAGAAAAAACAGAUUUAAAAUGCUUAUUUGAGACUGCUUAAAUAUUUUUAUAACACGAUCCUUAUCGUUGACUAUAGAAACUUUUAUUUCAAGGAACAGUAUUAAUAAUUGAAAGCAACAUUGUCGAUUGCUCGUUUUAAUGGUAGAAAGUACAUGUGAUAUAAAAAAAAAAAAACGAGGACAAUACGUAGCGUUCGAGUGUAGAAAAAAUUUGAUUUACGUUCCUAAAAUAUAUUCUUUCAGAGGAUACAAGGUCUGAGCUUAAUUAACAGCACCAACCACAAGCUGUACUUUGAUUUUUUUUUAUCGUAAUAAUUGUCUACUUAUACUUUAUCUACUCUCAUUUAAGGCAUAAAUGUUUCAACGUAAUUAAUAUGGAAGAAAAAUAUGCCCUCUUCCAUAAUUGAGAAGCUUUAAAAGACAUUGUAAUUAUAUAUCUUCAGAUUGAAUAAACAUUCCCGUCAAUAAUUUAACUGUUAAUCAA